UUAUAAACACAGCAAAGCACCGCCGGCGAAACACGCUGCGGGUGUUGCUAUUGAAGCGGGUGGGGAGGUUGGACGUUGGUUGUGAGCGGCGCAGAGCGCUGCCGUGAUCCUCCCUCCCUCCCUCCCUCUCUCCCCGCCUGCAGCCGAGUGAAGGAGCCGGACAGUGCGGGGAGCGGUUGGUUGGCAGUUGGCAGUUGGUCGGCCCUACUCCUCGCGCGCCGCCGACCAUGAGCUGCCGGAAGCGCAGCGCGGGCCACAUCACCGUCCACAGGCGGCUGCAGACAGACGGCUACCCCGGAGCUGUCGAUGUUGCAAAAUAUCCCACAAAAUCUCCUUUGGCACAAAGUUGUGCGAGAAUUGAGAUUCCAGAGAAAAGUCACAGUGAAUCAGAAAUAAAGCAAUGUACGGACUGGCUCUCAAGGAAGUAUUUUACUCAUCUCCAGGCCAUCGCGGAUCUGGAAUCCAGUGAGGUUUAUGAUCUCUGUCAGCCUAUACAUGACACACAUGAAAGCUUUGUGAAGGAGUUGGAUACAUAUUUGGCCUACAAGGAUGUGCUAAACCUGCGAAAGAAAGAGCUAUUGUACAAGAAAUGGAAUGAGUGUGUUUAUCAACCAAUGCAGUGGAAACUCCAAUCAAUAUUAACUCAGUCAUUCGAACGAAGGCGAGCUUCGAUUUUACAGUACCUAGAUUACUGCAAAAAGAAGGGGCCAGUGUUUUUGGAAAAUUAUCAUAAAGAUGACUUCAACCCAUUUGUCCAACACCUGUGCAAACCUCAAACAUUAAAGCCAAAGACUUCAACACUCAAUGAUCCUCUGCUGUUGCAGAGUCGAAGCAAGAGUGAAGAAGACAAUGCGAUACAGCAGUGCCAUGAGGGCACAAUUUUCUCUUUGAAAGAAAGUACACCAUUUUUCUGGCCACCAUUACCUCUAUUCCCAUUGGGUCGCCAUAAUAUCGACAGCAUUGCGUGGCUUCGUGUGCCACUGAGUUAUAUUGAGAGUGACAUUCGCCGAAGAAGGAGGAAACGAAUGGAAACUACUAAAACCUAGACACACACUCAUCCAGUUUUGCUGGCCAGAUGCAAAUUUGUAAGAAGUUUUUCCAAGAAUCACACUGAAUGGACAAUCUAAUAUCUACUAUUGUUUACAGAUGCAAAUCUUUUGGAUUCAUUUACUCAACAAUUUAUGCUCAUUUCUUGAAAAUUGUGCUGAGCCUCCUUGUAUGACAAUCAUCUCUUUUAAACUAAUAGGUAAUAAAAUGACAUUGCUUAAAAUUGGAA
Molecule: messenger RNA, 1276 nt
Organism: Amblyraja radiata (thorny skate)
Lineage: Eukaryota; Metazoa; Chordata; Chondrichthyes; Rajiformes; Rajidae
Gene: fam228a
Product: family with sequence similarity 228 member A
Exons: 8
Coding region: 228-1046 (272 amino acids)
Source: RefSeq, a predicted model, not a curated record